UGGUUUCGGUAGGUACAACAAUCAUACACAACUUAUGCAGCACAACACUCAGGAUGGAUACAACAACACUCUUGAUGCAAGCCACUGUAGGUUUUGUUGCAUCAGUACUUCUGUUAUAUACCUUAUGGUCAUCAAGAACCAACAAUCAUCUCGAUGAAAAGAAGACACAAGCGCCUAAAGUGAAUGGGGCUUGGCCAAUCUUAGGCCACCUUCCACUUCUUGCAUUCGCAGGUACAGAUGGUUAUAGGACCCUGGGAAAUGUAGCUGAGAAAUACGGACCCGUGUUCAGAAUUCAGCUUGGCUUGCAGAAUGUACUUGUCGUGAGUAGCAAGGAAGCAGUCAUGCAGACUAGUAAUGACAUGAGUUUCAUGGGCCGUCCUGAAGUUCUCCACUCGAAAGAGGGCUUUUAUGGCGGAUUUUAUGCAUUAUCCUCUUAUGGUCCUUACUGGCAGGAGAUGCGCAAGAUUUCCAACCGUGAGCUUCUGUCAAAUACCCGCGUGGAACUCCUCAAACCUGUGAGAGCUUCAGAGGUGACAACAUGCAUCAAAGAAUUGUACGCGUUCUGCUGCAACGAUGGGAUAGGAGGUUCAGCCAAUGUAGACAUCGGUAAAUGGUGCCAACAAGUGUUAUUCAAUAUGCUAGCACAGGUGGUUGCUAGGAAGCGGUAUAGCAGUACUGGUAAAAAUGAUUCGGAUGAGGAGUUGAGGUGUUUAAAAAGAGCAUAUAGAGAUUUUUUCGACAUGCUAGAUAAUUUUAAAGGGAUACCAUUUACAGGAUGGAUGAAUUUUAAAGGAAAUUGGGCCAAGAAAAAGACAGACAAGGAGUUUAAUAUCAUUCUGAAUUCUUGGAUAGAUGAUCAUAUGCAACAAAGAGGAAAACAGAACCAUUUUAAUGAGGAUCGCGACACCAUUGAUGUCAUGAUAUCGUUGUUUGAAGAAUCUGAUGGUUCUUUUCAUGGCUACAAUACUAAUGAUGUUCUGAAGGCAACUAUAGCAGGUGUUAUAAUCGCAGGAACAGAUACCAAUUAUGCAACCAUCACUUGGGCACUUGCAUUAGUUUUAAAGCACAAAGAAGUUCUGAAAAAGGCCCAAGAAGAGCUUGACAUCCAUGUUGGAAAACAACGAUGGGUAGAAGAAUCGGAUAUCAAACAACUGACAUACCUCCAAGCAAUUCUAAAAGAAACAUUCCGACUCUACCCUGCUGGUCCCUUGUCAAUCCCUCGCGAGGCCUUAAAAGAUACCACCGUAUCAGGUCAUUAUGUCCCGAAAGGAACUAUCUUAUUGGUGAAUAUCUGGAAACUGCAACGAAACCCUGGAACAUGGACUGACCCUGAUGAAUUUCAACCAGAGAGAUUCCUGACUUCUCAUGCAGGAUUUGAUAUAAAAAGCCAACAAUACGACUUGAUUCCUUUCAGCGCAGGAAAGAGAUCAUGUCCAGGAAUGACAACCAGUCUGCAGAUGCUACUGCUGAUACUAGCCCGUUUGCUUCAAGGAUUCAAGCUGGCUACUCCCACGAAUGAACCAAUUAAUAUGAGUUCCGGACCAGGGAUUAGCAUGCAUAAAAAAUAUCCAUUAGAAGUCAUGCUUACUCCACGCCUCCCAGAUCAUCUUUACAAUUAAGAAUCGACGCAAUAUUAUGUUUGUUAUCAAAUAAAGUUAAAUAAUCUUGUAAAAAGUAAGUUUAUCUUGCUUUUUAUCUUGCCUUGUAAUUCACCAUCAAAUUAAUCUGUAUGUGAUUUGUAAGUUAAAGUAAUAAACUGCGAGAACUCUUCCAUGUUUUCUGCAAAUAUUAUUCUUGUUUCCUCA
Molecule: messenger RNA, 1805 nt
Organism: Daucus carota subsp. sativus
Lineage: Eukaryota; Viridiplantae; Streptophyta; Magnoliopsida; Apiales; Apiaceae
Product: cytochrome P450 CYP82D47
Exons: 2
Coding region: 54-1619 (521 amino acids)
Molecular function (GO): monooxygenase activity; heme binding; iron ion binding
Source: RefSeq, a predicted model, not a curated record